Molecule: messenger RNA, 925 nt
Organism: Carcharodon carcharias (great white shark)
Lineage: Eukaryota; Metazoa; Chordata; Chondrichthyes; Lamniformes; Lamnidae
Gene: ebpl
Product: EBP like
Exons: 4
Coding region: 195-905 (236 amino acids)
Biological process (GO): sterol metabolic process
Cellular component (GO): membrane; endoplasmic reticulum
Molecular function (GO): cholestenol delta-isomerase activity
Source: RefSeq, a predicted model, not a curated record
CCUGAAUGAUGCUGACCGACUGGAGUUCCUACAAGGGUUUUUUGAGAAGAUCUUGACCCUUUUGUUACUGGGGCGGGAGGGAAGAAGAGCUUGAGAUCAUACGGAUGAAUAAGUAUAAAGUGGUGCAAAUGAUGUUCCUGGACAAGUGUCAGGAGGGGAGAAGUGUGACAUUUGGAGCAUGAGUCGAGCUGAUUAUGCAUCUGCUGGUCCCGCCCAGGCUGGGACUGGCUGUUGGGCGAGGGAAGGGUGAGAGUAGUUCUGGGAGCGAUAAGCUGGACGCUGGGAUGUCCGGGGAGCCGCUGCUGAGGCCGGCAGCACUCUGCUCGCUGCUGCUCUGCGCCGCUCAGGUGCCGCUGGCUUGGGCGCUGACACUGCGCUUUGGCCAGCACUGCCCGCCGCUGGACCGGGCACUCCUGGGCUGGCUCUUCUACGAUGCCACCGUGCACUUCACCCUGGAAGGCCCAUUCGUUUAUAUGUCUUUGAUGGGGACUGUGGCACAAUCUGAUAAUAUUCUUGCUUCCCUAUGGAAAGAGUAUGGGAAAGCAGAUGCAAGAUGGCUUUAUUCAGAUCCCAACAUUGUAUCGUUGGAAAUCCUGACUGUGGUGCUGGAUGGGUUUUUAGUUCUGCUUCUUAUACAUGCCAUUGUGAAAGAUAAAUACUACAGGCACUUUGUGCAAAUUACUCUGUGCGUUUGUGAGCUCUAUGGCGGCUGGAUGACCUUCUGCCCCGAGUGGCUCAUCGGGAGCCCCAACUUGAACACCAGCAACUGGCUUUACCUCUGGGUCUAUCUGGCUUUCUUUAAUAUGGUCUGGGUGCUCGUACCAGGGCUGCUCUUGUGGCAGUCUUGGCUCAGCCUCAAGGAAAUGCACCAAAAGAGAAAUGAGACAGGGAAAAAAUCAAAAUAAAUAAUAUUGUUGCCACUUCA